Messenger RNA from Arachis ipaensis, 1693 nucleotides. NCBI's taxonomy places the organism in Eukaryota, Viridiplantae, Streptophyta, Magnoliopsida, Fabales, Fabaceae. The record is from RefSeq and is a predicted model, not a curated record.
AUGACGUCACUCUGCCUGAAGAUUCUCCCCGGCGGCGCCACCUCAUCUGCCGGUGACGUCCGGUUCUGGCAACGGAGGAGGCUUUCUGCGAUUUGCGGGGUCCCCUACGUGCACUCAUCGCCGGGGAGGCCAGGGAUCGUGCUGCGACAGCCGAGGCAGUGGCGGAGAUGGGAGGCCGAGAAGGCGAUUCAGAGCGGCGCGUCUGAGUGCUCCCGCGUUGAAAGCUCAGACGGCGAGAAGGCUGGCCCGAUGUCCUUGGUUCCUCUGAAGCAGUACCCUUUCUUCCUCGCUCAGCUUGCUACUUUCGGAUAUGUACUUGUGUACUUCUCAAUUUUGACUAUUCGAUAUCGUGUGGGCAUUGUCACUGAUGAGAUGUUAUCAAUGCCGAAAACACCAUUUCUAGUUGUUGGUCUCUUGGAGGCUCUUGGUGCUGCCACGGGAAUGGCAGCAGGAGCAAUGCUAUCUGGGGCAUCAAUUCCAAUUUUGUCUCAGACUUUCCUUGUGUGGCAAAUUCUCCUGUCAAUGAUUUUUCUUGGGAGACGAUAUAAAGUCAACCAGCUGCUUGGAUGCUUUCUUGUAGCCACUGGUGUAGUUAUUACUGUAGCAAGUGGAUCAGGUGCUGGGAAUUCAUUGAAGGAAGCUGGUAUAUUUUGGAGUCUUUUAAUGAUAGUUUCAUUUUUAUUCCAAGCAGCUGAUACCGUGCUGAAGGAAGUAAUCUUUUUGGACGCAACCAGGAAACUGAAGGGACGUUCUGUUGAUCUCUUUGUCGUCAAUUCCUUCGGGUCAGCAUUCCAAGCACUAUUCAUAUGCCUCCUGCUGCCAUUCUUAUCAAAAUUAUGGGGUGUCCCGUUCAGUCAACUCCCAAACUACCUCAAAGAAGGAGCCGCCUGCUUUCUGAAUGUUGGGAGUUUGUCAAGUGGAUGUAAUGGAGCCCCCCUGCUACCUGUGCUUUUUAUCAUUGUCAACAUGGGUUUCAAUAUCUCAUUGCUUUAUCUUCUCAAGAUUUCUUCAGCUGUUGUCUCCUGUCUAGCAUCAACAUUUUCAGUCCCUAUAUCCAUCUAUGUGUUCACGUUGCCAUUGCCGUACCUUGGCGUUGCCUCUUCUCUUCCAACAGGCUUUCUUGCAGGGGCUGUCAUUCUUAUCACAGGCUUACUAGUUUAUGCAUGGACCCCUUCAACUGGUUCCUCCAGUGCUUCUUUAACGGCUUCUACCUAGAGGGAAGGAAUUUGAGCUUCAUGGGCUCGCCAAGCAUAAGGAUGAGGAGUAGUACCUGGCCUUAGAUGAUUGUUACACCAAAUGGUACAACUUGUGGUUCAGAUGUAGUCUUUCUUGAUUCUAACAAGAGAGGGAUCAAUGGAAGAGUGUUGACAUUUUUGUUUCAAAAAAUUGCUAAAGAUGCAUGAAGAAAAGGAGAUAUGAAGUGAAAUCCUCCUGCACUUUGCUCAAGUGAUAAAGGUGUGGAUAGCACUGUCACUUUUUUUUCUUUUAUUAUUGUAGAAUGAGGGGGAAAAAAAGAAACACAGGAAGAAAUUUUUAGGCAAAGCCAUUUCAUGAACCAAGGAACCGCGUGAAAAAGAAAUGUUUGGGAGAGAAUGAUGUUAUGAUGUAAAAAAGAAAAGGAUAAUAUCAGGCGUUUAUCUUGUUUUGGCUGAAUGAGUUAAUAUAGUUUAAUGUAUAAGGCAUAAUUUGCACA